AUUAUCUUUCUUCUUCAAGUUUUCACCUCAAAUAUCAGAUUUGCUUUAAUUAUAGCUCUGGUGCAUUCAGAUAAACAGAUAUGGAAUCCAUUGAGUUCUUUCAAGUUUUCAUCAUAAUCAUCAUACUUAUCAUGACUCUGUUCUACAUGUACUUCAGAUCAUUAACAUCUUCUUCUUCUUCUUCCACUUCUUCUGUUGCUGCUGUUGAUACUGAUAUCCCCCCUCUUCAAGAAAAGUAUGAUGUGUUUAUUAGCUUCAGAGGUGAGGACACCCGCCUUACUUUUACCAGCCAUCUUUAUGAUGCUUUAUGUAGGAAGAAAAUCGAAACCUACAUAGAUUACAGGCUUGUGAGAGGAGAUGAAAUUGCGCCCGCCCUCCUCGAAGCAAUCGAGAGAUCUACGAUUUCGGUAAUCAUUUUCUCAAAAAACUAUGCUUCUUCCACUUGGUGUCUAGAUGAACUCGUGCAUAUUCUAGAAUGCAAAGAAAAAAAAGGCCAGUUGGUUGUACCCAUUUUUUACGAUAUCAGUCCAUCAGAUGUACGAAAACAGAAGGGGAAUUAUGCGCUUGCAUUUCGUCAACUUGAAAAACGCUUCAAGGACAAUAUCGACAAGGUGCACAAGUGGAGGGAUGCGUUGACAAAAGCAGCCAAUCUAUCUGGGUUUGAUGAUUCAGAAAAAACAGAGUCUGAGGCUGCUUUAGUUAAGAAAGUUGUCGACGAUAUUUGGACAAAAUUGAUUCAUGAGUCAUUAUGUGAUAUAAAGGGCCUGGUUGGAAUCAAAAGCCGCAUCCAGCAAAUCGAAUCGUUAUUAUGCUUGGAUUCAGUAGGUGUUUGCUGUGUAGGUAUUUGGGGCAUGGGUGGUAUUGGCAAGACCACCCUUGCUGAUGCUGUAUUUCACAGGCACUCCUCUAAAUUUGAAGUUUGUUGUUUUCUUGCAAAUGUCAGGGAGAGAUCAGACAAAACGGAUGGACUAAAUGACUUGCGAAAUGCACUUGUUGGUGAGAUAUUAAAGGAUAAAGAUGUAAAUAUCAACACUCCGUCUAUACCAUCUCAUAUUCUAAUUAGGCUCAGGCGUACGAAGGUGCUCAUUGUUCUUGAUGAUGUGAAUGCUCGAAAACAACUAGAACAUCUUGUUGGUGAUGAUGAUCAGUUUUGCCAAGGAAGUCGAAUCAUUAUAACUGCUAGAGAUAAAGGCCUACUUGAGCAAAAAGUUGACCGUGAAAAGAUAUACAAUGUUGAGGGAUUAGGUUCUGAUGAGGCUCUUAGGCUCUUUCAUUCGCAUGCUUUUGGAAAUAAGUCUCCGACAACAGAUUACACUGAGUUGUCAAGAGAGGUGGUGGAUUAUAUUAAGGGCAUUCCAUUAGCUCUUAAAGUUAUGGGGUCCUCAUUCCGUCGUUGCAAGAGCAAACAAGAGUGGGAAUUUCAAUGGAAAAAAGUGAAACGAGUUCCAAUCGGAGAAAUCGAUCAAGUGUUGAGAGUAAGUUAUGAUGGAUUAGAUGACAAUGAGAAGGAGAUAUUUCUUGAUAUAGCAUGUUUUUAUAAAGGCUAUUUGAGGAAAGAUGUAGAAAGAAUGUUAGAUAGUUGUGAUUUCUUUGGGGAAGUGGGAAUCAAUGAUCUUAUUGAUAGGUCUCUCAUAUCAUUUUCACAAGAACGGAUAGAGAUGCAUGAUUUGGUGCAGGAAAUGGGUAGGGCAAUUGCUCGAAAACAAGGCAGUAGGUUGUUCAAUGCAGAUGAUGUCUAUAAAGCGUUGACAAAUAACCAGAGAGAUGGAGAUGUUCAAGCCAUAUGCCUUAACUGGUUUGAGAUUGGAAGGCUACACUUGGAGUCGGAACAUGUAAACUUCGAUAAGAUGUAUCGACUGAGAUUGCUAUCGACUGUCUGUACUGAUCGUCCAUUAACUAUUUCUUUUGAUCUUCCCAAUUCUCUUAGAUAUCUUGGAUGGAACAAAUAUCCUAUGGAAUCUUUGCCAUCAACAUUUUCUGCUCAAAAUCUUGUUGUCCUUGAAAUAACAACCAGCGAUGUUGUGGCGCAACUUUGGACUGAAGACCAGAGUCUUGUGAACUUAAAAUGGAUCAAUCUUCAUAAUUGCACACAUCUAACUGAAGUUCCAAAUCUCUCUCGGAGUCGAAAAAUUGAGCAUAUAAAUCUCUCUUCAUGUAUAAGUAUGGUUGAAAUUCCUUCGUAUUUUCAACAUCUUGAUAAGCUUACUCAUCUUGACCUUGGGGGGUGCAAGAAUAUCAAAAUUCUUCCCGAGAUGCCAUGCAAUCUUGAAUUCUUAAUAUUAACUGCGUCAGGAAUUGAGGAAUUGCCUUCAUCAGUUUGGUCUCAUGAAAAAAUAUCUCACUUAGAUAUUAAAUAUUGUAAACACCUUAAGAGUCUUCCAAGCAACACUUGUAAGCUGAAACUCUCGGGUUCUUUUAGUCUAGAGGACUGCGAAUCUCUUCGCGAGUUUUGGGAGCUUCCCAAGAAUACAACUGCAAUUAAUAUGGCCUCUUGUAUAAACCUUGUGAGUCUCCCAGCGAACAUUUGGAAGUUGAAAUCUCUGGAGAGGCUUGAUCUUAGUAAUUGCUCUAACUUUCAACACUUCCCAGAAAUCUCGGAGGCUAUGGAACAUCUGGAGUUUCUAAAUUUAUCAGGUACAACGGUUAAAGAGCUACACCCAUCAAUUGAAAAUCUAGUUGCGCUUCGAGAAUUAGAUCUCAGUUCUUGUGAGAACCUUGAGGUUGUCCCUGAUUACCUUUUUCGCUUAACCUCAUUACAAGAGUUAAAUCUCCAUUACUGCUCCAAAUUUCAAAACUUCCCAGAAAUCUCGGAGGUUAUGGAACAUCUAGAGUUUCUAAAUUUAUCAGGUACAGCGGUUAAAGAGCUACACCCAUCAAUUGAAAAUCUAGUUGCGCUUCGAAAAUUAGAUCUCAGUUGUUGCAACCUUGAGGUUGUCUCUGAUUACCUCUUUCGCUUAACCUCAUUACAAGAGUUAAAUCUGAGUUCGACCAAAAUUAAGAGCUUACCUGCAAGCAUCAAACAAGCUGCUCAGCUGUCUCGCCUGUGCCUAAGAAAUUGCAUGAGCCUUGAAUCUUUACCAGAGCUCCCCCCAUUGCUGCAACAUCUUGAAGCAGAUGUUUGCACGUCACUGAAGACAGUGUCAAGUUCAAGCACUGCAAUCACACAAGGUUGGGAAGAAUAUAUAUUUUCUAGAGGGCUUCAUGAGAAACAUAUAUUUUCUUAUUGCCCAAAGUUGGAUGAGAAUGCACGAAGCAACAUAAUGGGUGAUGCACAGCUCAGAAUUAUGCGAAUGGCAAUUGCGUCGUCAAAGUUUAAAGAAGACAAAAUUGAAGAAGCAUAUGAUUCCUAUUAUGCAAAUCAAUCAAAUAAGGAAUUUUUUGGCAAGAGAUCUUUGGUUGCCAUUAGUUGUUGGGGGUAUGAAAUUCCAGAUUGGUUCAGCCAUCAAAGUGAGGGGUCUUCAAUAAAAAUCAUGCUUCCUCGUGAUUGGUUUAGCACAGAUUUCUUGGGUUUCGCUCUAUCUCUUGUUCUUGGCCAUGGUCAUCGGCAUUGGUCUGUGGACAUUACAUGCAAAUACAACUUCAAAACUAGAUAA
Molecule: messenger RNA, 3593 nt
Organism: Prunus avium (sweet cherry)
Lineage: Eukaryota; Viridiplantae; Streptophyta; Magnoliopsida; Rosales; Rosaceae
Product: disease resistance protein Roq1-like
Biological process (GO): defense response; signal transduction
Molecular function (GO): ADP binding; protein binding
Source: RefSeq, a predicted model, not a curated record